AUGCUACGAGAGCUUCAGAAACAGAAAAUAAAAAACUUUCUAUUACUACCAGCCAAUCCCUGGAAGGUUUUGGUCAUUGAUGAGCACACACAGCAAAUUCUUUCUCCUCUCAUGAGGGUCAAUGAGCUGAGGGAGUGUGGAAUAACAGUUCAUUUCCUUACAUCACAGAAGAGGCAUCCAAUCAGCAACACCCCAGCCGUGUACUUUGUUUCAAGCGCAAGUGGGAUUGCAGAGGAUGUGCUUGCACAGCUGUACUCCGAGUUCUACUUGAACUUUUCAGCAAGUGUAGGAAGGAGGGAGAUUGAGCAGCUGGGGUUUUUGCUGUCUGAAAAGGGAUAUGGAUUGAGAGUAAAGUCGGUGUAUGACCAGUUUAUUGACUUUGUUGCAUUGCAGGAAGACAUGUUUACGUUUGGGAUGUGCAACAGCUUUGCGAGCAUGGCUGAUCCGGAGACAUUAAGGAAGAUUGUGGGAUGCCUAAUGAGUGUCUUUGUGACGCUGGGAGAGGUUCCGUUUGUUGUAUCUAAGGACGAUGAUGUCUCGAUGCAGAUUGGCAAGAUGCUUGAAUCGAAGAUACGCAACACAAAGGUGAUCAAGAAGACAGCGAAGAGGCCCUUGCUGAUAGUGGUCAACAGGAACUACGAUGUGAUUACGCCUGUACAGCAUGUAUGGAGCUACAAUGCACUGAUGUGCGAUCUUCUGGAGCUUGGCGCGAAUAAGGUUUCGAUGAGUGGCAAAAGGACGUUUGAUCUGGAUCCGCAGGACGGCCUGUGGAGGAAAUGCGGCAAUGAAUAUUUUCCUGUGGUUGUGGAGAGUGUUGAGAAAGAGCUGCUUGAGUACAAGAAGGAGAUGGCCCUGAGGAGUGUGGAUGAAAGGACAGACAAGAAGACAAUACAAGAGGUUCUUGAGAAGGCACCCGAGCUUGCGAAGCGAAGCGAGUCUGUAAAUGCACACAUUUCAAUAUGCUCUGAAAUGGUGGAGAUUAUAAAGGAAAGAUCAAUCGAUGACUUCUACAAGGUUGAGAAGGGCGGAUACACCACGCAGGAGCUGGUGGAUGUUUGUGAAAAGGGCAGUGAUGAGGACAUCCUACGGCUUGCAAUUGUGCUGCUUGGCACAAAAGAUGCGGAUCUUGUUGAUCCAUUGCUUAAGAAAAGAAAGAUAAAGUCGAAUGCAAUCGAUUUCUUCAGGAAGCAGAAGGGAGGUGCCACAGACAAGGCAGGUACGCUGUAUUCACAGGUUGUUACAAACCUCAUGGGUAAUGUCAAAAAGCUCCUGCCGGUGAAGGAGCAGACGCCUGUAUCGUCUCUUGUUGAGAUGAUUCAUGGAUCUAUCAAGUCUCAGGAUUACUCAAGCAUGAAGGUCUUCGACCCUGCUGGAUCAAACACAAUAUAUCCAAGUGAGGUUUCAAAGGUGGUGGCUUUCUGUGUGGGAGGAGGCACAUACACCGAGCUUAAGGCAUUGAAACUUGCUGAAGAGAGGUUGGGCAUACCUGUUAUAUAUGGGUGUACUGAGGUUCUGAAUGCAGGCAUGUUCCUUAAGCAGAUCGAGAGAUUGCUUGAGCAAGAUUAA
Molecule: messenger RNA, 1566 nt
Organism: Ordospora pajunii
Lineage: Eukaryota; Fungi; Microsporidia; Ordosporidae
Product: sec1-like intracellular trafficking protein
Exons: 1
Coding region: 1-1566 (521 amino acids)
Biological process (GO): intracellular protein transport; endoplasmic reticulum to Golgi vesicle-mediated transport
Cellular component (GO): cytosol; Golgi membrane
Molecular function (GO): syntaxin binding
Source: RefSeq, a predicted model, not a curated record